Molecule: messenger RNA, 1827 nt
Organism: Xiphophorus hellerii (green swordtail)
Lineage: Eukaryota; Metazoa; Chordata; Actinopteri; Cyprinodontiformes; Poeciliidae
Gene: nmrk1
Product: nicotinamide riboside kinase 1
Exons: 8
Coding region: 182-787 (201 amino acids)
Source: RefSeq, a predicted model, not a curated record
CACCGUCUUCAGCGAAUCACAUGCGUCCUCGGGCGGAAACGAGUGACAGAGAGGAGGGUUGUAUUUGUGUAGGUAAACAAUGCGGCUGUCUCUUAGUUAAACGUGAGUUGUUGUUUUUUUUUUUUGUUAUUUUCUUAUAACUAGAGACACGCAUCAGCAGUUUUGCCGUGAGCAUUCGCAAAUGAAGACUUUAAUUGUUGGAGUUGGCGGUGUGACCAAUGGAGGAAAAUCUACCCUCUCCCAAUUUCUUCACCAGAAAAUACACAACAGCUGCAUCAUUGCUCAGGAUACGUAUUUUAAAGAUGACUGUGUUGUACCAGUGGACAGUAACGGCUUCAAGCAAUAUGACACGCUUGAUGCUCUUCACAUGGAGAAGAUGAUGAAGGAGGUUUACUGCUGGAGAAAAGACCCUCAUGAGUUCCUGAGGCGGCGAGGCCUGAUAGCCAAAGAUGCAUCCACUGAUGACGAACUUUACGUUCUGAUAGUGGAAGGUUUCCUCAUUUUCAACCACAGGCCUUUAAAUGAGAUGUUUGACAUGAGAUAUUUUUUGGAAAUACCUUAUGACAUCUGUAAGAAGAGACGGAGUAUGAGGGUGUAUGCACCUCCAGACCCUCCAAACUACUUUGAUGGAUACGUGUGGCCGAUGUACAUUCAAAACCGCAAGGAGAUGGAGAUAAUCACUUCAGAAAUUGUUUUUCUGGAUGGUCUGAAGCCAAAGGAUGAGGUUUUAGCUGCUGUUUAUGAAGACAUUCGUCAAGAAAUAGCCAGACUCCAGGGACAAAGCUGAUGUGAUCGACAUCCAUCUGGAUGUCAGACAGUAUCUUCUAGUGGACUGUUGUGUGACUGAAAGGACCAACCGUUUUAUUGUGCUGUUUGAAAGACUUUUGCGUCUUUUGGUUACUGUUGACUUUGAUCUCAUUUAAGUGGGCUUGUUUCAACACUUUAUGCAGAUGCUUGAUCCCACAGGCUUAAGGUUUUCCCACCUUAGAAUUUCAUUAUUGUAAAACAAAAAGUGAUGUUCACUUAAAAUGUUACUGCUUUCAGUAAGGUAGGUGAUAAUUUCAUUUAAAAAAAACAACUUUUAAAAAGGUGCUUAUGAGAAGAAACUGAUCAAAUCUAUUGUUAUUCUUCUGUUGCCCGGAGAUGACAUUUUCACCACCAGUUAGUGGAUUUUACAAAAACAUUAACUUUCUUUCACACUGGAACCUUGUUUUUUUACUGACACGAUCCCAAAAAAGCUCAACAUAUAUCAAGAAAUUGUAUUGCAGCUCUAUAAUAUCAGUUUGUAAUCCUUUUAUCUCGUUAUCAUCCGUGACAUUUGUUUAAUGUUUGACUAUUGAAUCAAUAAAGUUCACCAGUGUUGAAUUUAUGAGCCUAUAAAUCAUCAAAGAUUCACCCAGCUUUAUCCUAAGACUGAGAUUACAUUCCUUUGGAAGCUUUUGAAAGGAAAAUAAAUUCAAACUGUUUCCUCUGACCUCUUUAUAGGUCUUUACUAAAUCUGAUCUGAGGUCAGAAAAAAGUUGCAGUUGCCAUGGAGACCAAAAUGCUGUCACUAUAACCCUGAUAAACCAGUCCACUUUAUGCAGUGAAUGUACCAGUCCCUCUCAGAUUGUUAGUGGAUUGCUUUUCUUAGAACCCAAAUAAAACAAAAAUGUUGACCAAAUUAUAACAAGCACUCUUUUUGAUAUAAGAAGCAGCUUUUAAUUAUUUGGUGGUUCAUAUUCUCCAGCAUGACAUUUGUCUGAUUAUUUUAGAUCAGUUUUAAUUCAUGUUUCUGUUCCGUUAUCAAUACUUCUUUUUGAAAAAUAAAGGAAUGUCUACCAUAAA